Molecule: messenger RNA, 2734 nt
Organism: Salvelinus fontinalis (brook trout)
Lineage: Eukaryota; Metazoa; Chordata; Actinopteri; Salmoniformes; Salmonidae
Product: polysialoglycoprotein-like
Exons: 4
Coding region: 638-2539 (633 amino acids)
Source: RefSeq, a predicted model, not a curated record
UCCCUUACAGGAUGUCUGUCACCCCACUGAGCCCCUCCUACAGUUUAGGGGUCACACCCACUUGAAUGUUCUUCAUAUGACGAACCUCCACCAGCCGAGUCUCCAACAGAGCAAAUGAGGAAAAUAUGAUAUAUUAUGAUUUAUGUUAGUAACAAUACAAUAUGGGAAUUUUAUCCCAAAGCUACCUACAGCUAACAUAUAUAUUUAUGUAUGUGAUCUAUGUAAAUAAAGGAGUAUAACACAGCUGUAAAACUGUGAAGGACUAUAUGGUGGAGGCCUACCCAUUUCCCAGGAGCAUUGUAAAAAGUGGAUUUGGGUACAGUGUUUAUUUCCCCCUAAUAUCUUUGAAGAUUACACCUAAAAUAAUUAGGCCUACUUCUUUCUACUGCUGAUCUGAGACCAUUAGGGUUAAACACUACAGAUAUAAAUGCAAUAUAUGGAGUAGAAAAGAUUGCCUGCCCACCAAAGAAUCAACAUACGUUCUACAUGGUCUAUUUCUAUCUGAAUGUAACACCUCAAUCAAGCUUGUUAAUUGAUCGUUAAGUCCUGUUUGUCAGGUAAAAGGUCAUUAGUGGCCUAUAUAAGCCUCAUACAGGCCACGGGAAGACAUUACCUGUUGAUAACACAGACUAUUCUCAUGAUCAUGGGAGGUGUGAGAGAAUUACUGCUCUUUGCGAUGACUGUGGGGGUUGUCAAAGUUUCUUGUUACCCUGUUGGAAAGUCCCAGAAGCAAGAGCAAGUCUCUCUGCAGAGCAGACUUGGAGAGCUGUCAUCAAAUGACGUCUCCAUUGUGCAUGCCCUGGCCUUGCUCCGAUCCAUAGGGUCUGACGCUAAACAAGACAGAGAAGAGAAUUUAGAGACUAAUGAAGUAGAAUCCCAAGCUUCUCCAAACCAUGGUAGCUCUACGGCAAAUGAUGCCCUGUCCUCUGACGACGCUACCUCUGAAGCUGCCCCUGGCCCGUCUGGCGACGCUACCUCUGAAGCUGCCCCUGGCCCGUCUGACGACGCUACCUCUGAAGCUGCCACUGGACCGUCUGACGACGCUACCUCUGAAGCUGCCACUGGACCGUCUGACGACGCUACCUCUGAAGCUGCCACUGUCCCGUCUGACGACGCUACCUCUGAAGCUGCCACUGUCCCGUCUGACGACGCUACCUCUGAAGCUGCCACUGUCCCGUCUGACGACGCUACCUCUGGAGCUCCCACUGGCUCGUCUGACGACGCUACCUCUGGAGCUCCCACUGGCUCGUCUGACGACGCUACCUCUGGAGCUCCCACUGGCUCGUCUGACGACGCUACCGCUACCUCCGAAGCUGCCACUGGCCCGUCUGACGACGCUACCUCUGAAGCUGCCACUGGCCCGUCUGACGACGCUGCCACCACAGGCCCGUCUGACGACGCCACCGCAGCCACUGGUUUGUCUGACGACGCUACCUCUGAAGCUGCCACUGGCCCGUCUGACGACGCCACCUCUGAAGCUGCCACUGGCCCGUCUGACGACGCCACCUCUGAAGCUGCCACUGGUCCGUCUGACGACGCCACCUCUGAAGCUGCCACUGGUCCGUCUGACGACGCUACAGCUGAAGCUGCCACUGGCCCGUCUGACGACGCUACCGCUGAAGCUGCCACUGGCCCGUCUGACGACGCUACCGCUGCCACUGGCCCGUGUGACGACGCUGCCACUGGCCCGUCUGACGACGCUGCCACUACCUCUGAAGCUGCCACUGGCCCGUCUGACGACGCUGCCACUACCUCUGAAGCUGCCACUGGCCCGUCUGACGACGCUGCCACUACCUCUGAAGCUGCCACUGGCCCGUCUGACGACGCUGCCACUACCUCUGAAGCUGCCACUGUCCCGUCUGACGACGCUGCCACUACCUCUGAAGCUGCCACUGUCCCGUCUGACGACGCUGCCACUACCUCUGAAGCUGCCACUGGCCCGUCUGACGACGCUGCCACUACCUCUGAAGCUGCCACUGGCCCGUCCGACGACGCUGCCACUACCUCUGAAGCUGCCACUGGCCCGUCCGACGACGCUGCCACUACCUCUGAAGCUACCACUGGCCCAUCUGACGACGCCACCUCUGAAGCUGCCGCUGGCCCGUCUGACGACGCCACCUCUGAAGCUGCCGCUGGCCCGUCUGACGACGCCACCUCUGAAGCUGCCGCUGGCCCGUCUGACGACGCCACCUCUGAAGCUGCCGCUGGCCCGUCUGACGACGCCACCUCUGAAGCUGCCGCUGGCCCGUCUGACGACGCCACCUCUGAAGCUGCCGCUGGCCCGUCUGACGACGCCACCUCUGAAGCUGGCCCGUCUGACGACGCCACCUCUGAAGCUGGCCCGUCUGACGACGCCACCUCUGAAGCUGGCCCGUCUGACGACGCCACCUCUGAAGCUGGCCCGUCUGACGACGCCACCUCUGAAGCUGGCCCGUCUGACGACGCCACCUCUGAAGCUGGCCCGUCUGACGACGCCACCUCUGAAGCUGGCCCGUCUGACGACGCCGCCACUGGCCCGUCUGACGACGCUACCUCUUAAGCUGCCGCUGGCCAGUCUGACCAUGCCAUUGAGGAACUGUUCACUUCUGCAUCUGAGCCCCCGUUGACCACAAACAUGGAUAUUUGAUGUGGGACAUGGUGCGCGGGGUCCAUGCAAGAGUUCAUGGGUAUUCUAGUCCAGGUUGUGUGUGUAACUGCAUUUUCUUGUUUUGGCUCAAUUAAACAUUAACUGUAA